Messenger RNA from Rhagoletis zephyria (snowberry fruit fly), 453 nucleotides. Lineage: Eukaryota; Metazoa; Arthropoda; Insecta; Diptera; Tephritidae. The record is from RefSeq and is a predicted model, not a curated record.
AUGUCCACAGAAGAGACUGCCGCGGAGAGGCGCGCUCGCCUGCGACGGAUGAAGAUACUGGCGGACUCGGAGAAGCGCCUCGGUCGAAUCAUCUACGGAGAUAGUGGUGGCGGUGGCGGUGGCGGUGAUACUGCCCCAGCCAACUCCUCCGCGGGCAGUAAUGGCUCCAGUGAGACCAGCACGGCGACCUCCAGCACUUCCGGCGGUGCCAUCACCACCACCACCACCAGUUCUUCCUCGAGCACCAGCAAAGACUGUGAUAGCCAGGUGUGGUCGUCAGUCGAAGGUAUCACCACCAACACCACCAACAGCAGCAGCAGCAGUAGUAGUGAUAAUAACCAGCAACACCUGCACCACCACCACCCCCAACACCAGUCACCCAACACUGAUCCAAAUGUCCAUGAGGACAUUUCCAGCGCUUCACUUCAACGGGAGAUGGAGGCCUUCUUCCAG